Messenger RNA from Neogale vison (American mink), 1129 nucleotides. RefSeq names its product testis expressed 30 (gene TEX30). The coding region runs from base 151 to 828 and encodes 225 amino acids. The transcript has 6 exons. NCBI's taxonomy places the organism in Eukaryota, Metazoa, Chordata, Mammalia, Carnivora, Mustelidae. The record is from RefSeq and is a predicted model, not a curated record.
GGUGCGGCGAGGCGGCCCCUUCGAGCGCGGUAGUUUGUUCCGUGAGGAGAGUGAGGACGCUUAGGCGCUCUCGGCCACCUUCCCUUCCCGGGGAGAUGUCCUUUGCUUCUCAGAUGUAAUGCACUUUAAGUUUGUUAUUCAACAGUGAAAAUGAGUCAUACAGAGGUUAAAUUAAAAAUACCUUUUGGAAAUAAAUUACUAGAUGCUGUUUGUUUGGUACCUAACAAGAGCUUAACAUAUGGAAUAAUUCUUACACAUGGAGCGUCAGGAGAUAUGAACCUUCCUCAUUUGAUGUCACUGGCAUCCCAUCUUGCAUCUCAUGGGUUUUUUUGCCUGAGAUUUACCUGUAAAGGCCUUAAUAUUGUACAUAGAAUUAAGGCAUAUAAAUCAGUUUUGAAUUACCUAAAGACCUCAGGAGAAUACAAACUGGCAGGUGUUUUCCUUGGUGGUCGUUCAAUGGGCUCAAGAGCAGCUGCUUCUGUAAUAUGCCAUAUUGAGCCAGAUGAUGCUGAUGAUUUUGUUCGAGGUCUCAUUUGUAUUUCUUACCCACUGCACCAUCCAAAGCAGCAACAUAAACUUAGAGAUGAAGAUCUCUAUCGUAUAAAAGAUCCUGUAUUGUUUGUGUCAGGCUCAGCGGAUGAAAUGUGUGAAAAGAACUUGUUGGAGAAAGUGGCACAGAAAAUGCAAGCUCCCAAUAAAAUCCACUGGAUUGAGAAGGCAAAUCAUUCCAUGGCAGUGAAAGGACGAUCAACAAAUGAUGUUUUCAAAGAAAUAAAUACACAGAUUUUGUUUUGGAUCCAGGAAAUCACUGAAAUGGACAAGAGAUAAUUGUAUCUAGCUACAAACUACAUUAUUUUUAAUACAAAUACAGUUCAUUUGAUAAAGAACAGCAUACCUCUCAACAUUAUGAGAUAUUUCAGAUGAAGUUAAUGUUCUUUAAGGUUUCCCCCAUUUUUAAAACACAUUUUAAUUGUGAAAUUAAUGUCCUUUAUAAAAUGUCUUUUGAAAGCACUGUUAUAGUUGUAUAAAGAUGAUGUACAAAUAUUGAAGUGGUCUAAAUAUAAUUUAUUUUCAUUAAUAUAGUUAAGUUUUGAAAAAAAUUAAACAUUUGAAUUUUGUUACAAUGGAA